Messenger RNA from Nilaparvata lugens (brown planthopper), 438 nucleotides. RefSeq lists its product as uncharacterized. Bases 37 to 438 code for a protein of 133 amino acids. The record is from RefSeq and is a predicted model, not a curated record. Lineage: Eukaryota; Metazoa; Arthropoda; Insecta; Hemiptera; Delphacidae. The transcript is spliced from 2 exons.
UUCGGCGGGCGGUGAUACGGGCUGUCCCUCUGCUUGAUGGAUGUCGUCCUCGGCCUGGCGGGUGAUGUCGGCUGGUCCCUCUCGGCGUUCUGCGGGGUGCGGUGCGACUUCAGUCUUGACAUUCUCGGAGGGUGUCCGUAUCCAGUGCGGGAGCGGGCGUAUGGCGAACAGUUAUCUUCUGGUUUUUUAUCCGAGCGACAGUACGAGAGAUGGGGGUUCCUGUUUCUGGGGCGUCGUCGUCCGUAUGCUCUCCCGAUGUUUCGUCCUCCGGCUCUUGGGCGGCCGAUGGAUCUUCCACUAGAAUGCAACUCUCCUCCACCUGCGUCGAAGAUAAAUCAUCCAGUACAUUGGGAUGGAAAUCGGCGGAUGCGGUGGCAGAUGCGGAUGGCGGCGAACAAUCGGGUGAGAUGUCCUCAGUGUCCGACAGACUUGGAUUGA